AUGUCAGUCUCCAUUUCCGUACAUCCUUCCUCGAACGGCGUCGUUAUGUAUGGGGAGCCUGACGCUAUGACAUCAUACUCCCUUUCAGGCCAUGUCGAAAUUUCUGUCUCUUCUCCAUUUUCGUUCUUCUGUGGCUCGAGACCUGUCUCCCUACUUCUUCAUUCGCUAGUCCUCACAUUUGAGGGACAAUGUGAGAUCGCUUCCACUCAAACUGGGUAUGCUGGUGCCCGCGUCUGUUCGAUAACACAAGAACUGGUUCCUGGCGCACCUCUCGAACUAGAUCACAUUCAAUUCGAAGAUUCAAACGAAACCAGUCAAUGGCGCGUUGUUUUUGACGUGAAUCUGCCGGGAUGGCUUCCCGCCACCAGCCCCUUUGGCGCCGACCGAGAAUUGGGGACGUCGUAUUCCCUUCAUGCUUCCGCACAAUACACCCAUUCUGCAGAAGAUCUGACAUUUGAUUGGCCUAUACUUGGUUACUGCAUGCCGUGGUUGUCGCGUUUUCGUUAUGCCCGAGCCAUGAGUGAAAUCAAUUUGGAACGCGUUGCCAACAAAUACGACAAUUCUCCUCUCGCGUCAUACGUUUUCAACUCUUCUCCGAGUCCUGAUUCGCUGCUCGACCCUGCUUUGAAGCUACAAGUCCUUGCCUCACUGCCGGAUUAUAUCGACAUCAGUGACGAGCAGAUACCACUUGUCCUCAGGGUACGCACAAAGGACGUCGAAGCGGAAGUCUAUAAGGAUGUGCAGAUUCUCUCGCUCCGCACCGACUUCUUGCAGCUGGAAAGCGCAGGUUCACAAAUACCGGAAUUUUACAAGGCGUUGUUACCUCCAAAGUCUUGUCAGCCACCCAAUCUACCCCUCAAACGCCCUCACCCCAUCGCCGCAUUAUAUGACCUGGGCUUAGAUGACACGGACUCAUGUCUCCAGCCUGUUGUGCACUCAGAGCGAUCGUUUCUACCCGCAGAUUCCGGGCACUACGUCCUUGCUGGAGACAACUCUAUUGCGCCGACACCGAACACUGGGAGCGCCUCUACAUGGAUUACCAUGAAUGUGGAUACACCAUUUACAUCAUCCACUUCUUCGAAGGGCACAUCACGACAUCAUCAGACCAACUCUCUUCGCCCGUCUGUGACGAAUCCUUUGUUUACCAUCCGACACACUCUUUCGGUUUAUCUGACGUAUUCGUGCACUACGCAAUGUGAUACGACCCUAACAGACACCAUACACUUCUCGAUACCUGUUCGCUUGGCGAGUCGAACGUGCAAGCCACGCUCCUUCGAAGCCGUAGGAUCCCAGGAAUGUCUUUCCUUUAGUCGCCCCUCAGCCACCCUCCCCCCAUAUUCUCAGAUAUAUCAUCAAAACGGGGAGCAGAGGAUUGAUUCCAUUGUUCCCCUGCCUUUAUAUACUCCACGUCCUACUCAUUCGCACGUUGCGAAGGACUAUGUUGAUGAUGCAAGCCACUAA
This is a messenger RNA of Pleurotus ostreatus (oyster mushroom), 1461 nucleotides long. RefSeq lists its product as uncharacterized. Bases 1 to 1461 code for a protein of 486 amino acids. The record is from RefSeq and is a predicted model, not a curated record. The transcript is spliced from 4 exons. Lineage: Eukaryota; Fungi; Basidiomycota; Agaricomycetes; Agaricales; Pleurotaceae.